CAGGUGUCCUGGUAGUCACAUUUGGGGGAAGGGUGAUAUGUGACAGGUGACUUUGGAAGCUGCCUUGAUCGAGAUUUACAACCCUCUUUUGGACUGAAGCCAGGGUGUGUGCAAGCACGCUACCACUGAGGUUUGCCGUCUUGAGAUCCAUGGCUGUCCUUCCUGGGCUCUGGGGUUCUUUUGCCCAUGUCAGCAGAACAUUCAGCCCGCGCUGCUUCAGCACCUCCGGGAGCCUCUGUGCAAUCCAGAAAAUGACUCGGGUGCGUGUAGUGGACAACAGUGCCCUGGGGAACACCCCGUACCACCGGCCUCCGCGAUGCAUCCAUGUCUACAACAAGAGUGGGGUGGGCAAGGUAGGCGACCAGAUUCUGCUGGCCAUCAAGGGACAGAAGAAGAAAGCACUCAUUGUGGGACAUCGCAUGCCUGGCUCCCGAAUGACCCCAAGGUUUGACUCUAACAACGUGGUCCUCAUUGAGGACAAUGGAAACCCUGUGGGGACCCGAAUUAAAACACCUAUCCCAACCAGCCUUCGCAAGAGGGAAGGCGAGUAUUCCAAAGUGUUGGCCAUAGCUCAGAACUUUGUGUGAGUGGCGUGCCUCUGAGCCAUACAGCCAUUCCCUUCACACCGGUGACAGUUGGAACAGAAUAAAUGUUUUAAUGUGUGCUUCCUUCCUA
Messenger RNA from Myodes glareolus (Bank vole), 675 nucleotides. RefSeq names its product mitochondrial ribosomal protein L14 (gene Mrpl14). Gene Ontology annotation, cellular component: ribosome; mitochondrion. NCBI's taxonomy places the organism in Eukaryota, Metazoa, Chordata, Mammalia, Rodentia, Cricetidae. Gene Ontology annotation, molecular function: structural constituent of ribosome. Gene Ontology annotation, biological process: translation. The record is from RefSeq and is a predicted model, not a curated record.